UUCGGAAGUGAAUCUCGCAGACCCUAAUUAAGGUCCUUACUACACCUGAGCAGCGCGUGCGCUUAUCACCCGCUAUCAGACGAUUCAGACGUCCGCGGCGCGUCGAGCGACGCACACGUUUCGACAAAAAACGCGCGUACAUAAUACGCGACAAUUUUUUUCUUUCGUGUGCUAUAUUACGAUCCAGGCCACAUUUUUGUAUCACCUUUUUUUUAAAUUGUUUUUUUUAUUCUAAGUUUGAAAUCACGAUUUUAGUAACCCAUUCACGUAUGAAAGGAUAAAGACGCUAGUCGUUUUUGAACGAGCCUUUAAGUGCAUUUUCUGUUUUUGGACAACUUUUUUUGAGUGGAAAACAAAACAAUAGUGUUUCUAAAGAACUAUAGUUUGCGUGUGUGAAUUGAGGGUAAAAUGGCGAAAGAUGUGAACUGUGACGCGAUCCUGGCGGAGCUUGGCCAGUUCGGGAGAUACCAGGUCCUGAAUUACUGCCUGAUCAUGAUCCCUAUAAUGUUCAGUGCGGUGUACAAUGCGCAAUAUGUCUUCAAUGCUGGCAUGGUCCCACACAGAUGCGCAGUGCCAGAAUGCGAGUCCCCACCAUACAAGUACGAGACCGGCGAGUGGGGUCUCUGGGCGCUCGGGAGCCAGUGCGCGCGGCCGGCGCCCAGUGACGAUGGAGCAUGCGCUCAGGGCGCCUUCAGCGCUAAUCAUACCGUAACGUGUGAUAAUCAUGUUUAUGGUAGCCGUGAUACGAUUGUAGCUGAGUUCGACCUGGCGUGCCAAGAGUGGAAGCGCACGUUGGUGGGCACCAUACACAGCGCGGGGCUGUUCGCCGCGUUACCGCUCACCGGCUACGUCUCUGAUACUUUCGGCCGGCGCACGGCGUUCGUUAUGACGGCGGUGUUGGCAGCACUGAUGGGCUUGAUCCGCUCCUUCUCUGUCAACUAUGCUAUGUACCUUGUGUUUGAGUUCCUGGAUGCCACGCUGGGCUCUGGCGUGUACAGCACUGGCUUUAUCCUAGCGCUAGAAAUGGUGGGCCUAAAACGGCGAGUGCUCGGCGGCAACAUCAUCUCCAGUUCCUUCGCCAUCGGCCAAGUGAUUCUCGCCCUAGUGGCCUGGAACGUGCCCUACUGGAGGAACUUAACCCGCGUCCUCUACGUACCAUCUUUCCUCUUCAUCUUCUACUACUUCCUCAUUGAAGAAAGCGUGAGAUGGCUGUUAAGCAAAGGCAGGAAACAAGAAGCUGCUAGAAUUAUAUAUAAAGCGGCUGCCAUUAAUAAGAAAGAACUGUCUCCAGAAUCCCAAAAGCAGUUAGAAUCUCCUGAUGAACCUACUGAAGUCACAGUUCCUGAGCAAACAUCUUUUAGCGGACCGCAGAAGAAAUCGCUGUUUAAACAAGUUUUGAAGUCAAAGAUUCUCAUGUCACGUCUCUUUAUUUGUUCUUUCUGGUGGAUUACGGUGACUUUCAUCUACUAUGGACUAUCAAUCAACUCGGUUUCUCUGGCUGGGAACCAAUACGUGAACUUCAUGUUGACGUCUCUGGUGGAGAUCCCUGGGUACGCGCUUAGUGUGCUGACGCUGGACCGCUUUGGACGCAAGAGUUCCAUCAUGACAGCGUUAUUUGUCUGUGGAUCCGCUCUCAUCGCUUUGCCUUUUGUUCCUGAGCACUUAUCCUGGAUCCACACUUGCCUCACAAUGCUGGGAAAGCUGUGCAUCAGCAUGGCCUUCAGCUCCAUAUAUAUCUACACGUCGGAGUUGUUCCCCACUGAAGCGCGUCACUCUAUGCUUGGCACCUGCUCCAUGAUUGGAAGGAUUGGCAGCAUUGUGGCUCCUCAGACGCCAUUACUGAUGCAAAUAAUGGUGUCGCUUCCAUACCUGAUCUUUGGUGUGAUGGCGGGCAUUUCUGGCGGGCUCAUGUUGCUCACGCCAGAAACUCUGCGGUUACGACUACCGGAUACCAUCGAGCAGGCGGAAGCUAUGGUGGUCGCGCCGCGGACGAGCAAACGUACCGAUAUCAUCGUGGAUUAACCUGACUAUUGACGGUCCACAGGUUUUAUCUCGCAGCCUGAUAUAGGUGUUGAUAAGUAAGCGGCCACAUACACAACAGUCCAGUACUGUUAAAGAAAUUGAUUUCUGUACCUUAUCGUACAGUCAGCUGCAAAAAUAUGUAUCCAGAGAAUCGUCUCAUAAAUAUGGUACUACGCUCUUAUUACACUGGAAUAAGAUGCUAUGGGAGAUAUUUCUGAGUAAGAUGUUACACCCAUAUUUUUACACUUGACUGUACCUUGUGACCGAGACAAUUGAUGAAAGCUGGCUACCAAUCCAUAUUAAUGUCUCUGUGGCAUAGAAAUAUAAACUACUUGAUUGCAUAUUAAUAUGGAAAUGAUAGCGCCAUUUUAAAAGAAUCAUACGAUUUUUAGGCUUCAUUUCCAUUGAAGCGAACUGUGCAGAUACGUACGGUAAACAAUGAAUAGCAUUGGUUGUAUUGUAUCCAGCGAAACGGAUAAGACAAUUAUCUGCUCAUUUCGGCCUCAGUGGAAAGGCAGCCUUUCCUUUAUAUCAUCAAAGAGAAAUUGAAAUAGAGGUGGAUUGUCAAAGAAAACUUUGUAGCCACAGUAAAUUUACUGCCAUCUUUUGACACGUUAUUAAAAUUUUUGAACCCGAUUUGACUUUGAUCCUUAUUGUUUCACCGAUAUGUGUUAAAUUUGUUAAAUAUCAAAAAGUGGUGCCUUCUUACCGGGCAUAGGCCAAGGUCGUGGCGCCAUCGCUCGAAACGCACGGCACGCCACUUAUUGAUUUUGAACAAAUUUAAUACAUAUCAGUGAAAUAAUAAGGAUUUAAGUCAAAUAGCGUUCUAAAACUUUAAAUCAUGUGUCGGAAGAUGGCAGUAAAUUUACUGUGGUUACAAAGUUUACUUUGAUAUCCACCUGUAUUUCAAAUUUUCUUUGAUAUCUUUCGUCGCUUUAUAACUGCGAGACCUUUAGCAAACACAAACACAUUACAAAUGUGUUAAAGAUAUAUGUUUUUGAUGUGAUAUUUAUUGUAAGAGAGUGAGGAAAGAGAGUUAAUGCUUUCCGAGUAUUUGCUAAUUAAAAAUAUAAGUUGCUUAAAUAUUCGAAUCCCGACUUCGUACGUAGCUAUGUAUUAAAUUUAACCUCCAAGACCCUGAGUACAAAUUUUUGUACUUAUUCCAAAAUCUAUUUUGAACUUUUAUUGUGUACUAAGGAUUUGAAGUUCAAAAACAAAACAAUUGCUUCUUGGUCUCAGGAGGUUAAAACGUCAAGUAUUUAAGUACAAUGGGAAUCGAAACGUCAAAAUGGAAAUUAUAGGAGUUUUAAAUAAAAAUAAAAGUACUUCUCUCAAGAGAAAUAAGUUGUAUCGUAAUAUCUUUCAUAUAGCUUGGCUUGGUGACAGCUGUCAUAUCUAUACAAAAUAAAAUUAAAACGAAAAAUUGUAUUAAGUUGACAGCUGUCUGAGUACCCAAGCUAUGUGAUAAAUACUAUAAUGUGAUUACACUGGUCAGUAGGGCUAAUAUGGUCGGUGUUUUAUCAUCUAUCAUCAUGUCUGUCACGUUCUAACAAGUAUGUUAGUGCAAAAGUGACACAAGACAUGACAAGUGAUAAAAAUGCGACCAUGAUACCGCCGCAGUUAGUGUUAAGAAUUUUAUUAUAUUGUACAUUUUAUUAUAUUACUGUAGAAUUUUACCAAAUUAACAUUGUAUUUGUGCCAUUAUGUUUGCUUUAUGUAUUGAUUGAAUAUAAUUAUAAGGUGUGUGAAGUCUAAGAAAUUUGUUCUUUGAAUUUGACAGCUAUUGGUUUUUAAACGUAAAUUUUUGACAAUUCAGGUACAGCAAAAAACUUCCGUCGCGGUUUUUCGGUUUAACCAUGUUUAACUUCAAAAUAGCGACGUUAUCUCGAGAAUAUUGUUUUGUUGUUAUCUCAGCAAUGUUGGUUAAAUUGCAAUAUUGAUAGCUUAUUAUGCAGUGAACUAAAGUGUGCAGCUAAUGCUGAAUUAGUCUUGAGACGCGUUUAAUCAGUCAACAGCCCGCAAUCCAUCGUGACUAUUCGUAAAGUUCAGCUAGAACUUUCCAAAAAGUAACUACCGAACAACGCCAUGUUCGACGAGCACACUUUAACAUGGGUCAAUUUUUUACUGAAGAAGGAGAUCCCUCGUCGGAAUAUGGCCGUACAACGCCCUCUUCUUUAGCUGGUAAACGUGAGCACUGUUUUUUUCUUAGACUUAACACAUCUUUAUUAACCUUUUAACCGCCGUAGCCUGAUAUAUACCUAAGAUAUACAAUAUCCAGCUCAUUUCACCGCAGUCUGUUAAAUAAAACAAAACUUCGUGUAGUUUUGUACCAGCGGCGACACGAGCAUGCUCGAUAAAAAAUUCUAAGCGGUUAAAAGGUUAAACGGUACCUACACGGUCUUGUGCUCUCACUUUUAAUGUAUGAGUGCCGAUUUUUACUUUAUAUGACGAUGUUUUUCAUCAUAUUCGAUAAUAUUUGGCGCAUAGAUAUAGUUCCCUAUUAUGUGCAUAAUAAGUGCAAUUACAACAAGUGCCCUAAAAAUCUUUUAACUGAUUUACGAAAAUGUAUGCAUAUGUUAUUUUCGUAACUAACGAUCUAUUUUUCGUUGUCCUAAAUUAGGAUUUCAUAUUCAUUCCACACAGAAUGAAGAGCUUUUUAAACCAGACAAAUUUUAUCUAAAUCUAACAACAAAAAAAUAUUUUUAUAUAAAAAUCGGCCCUUUUCGUGAAUGCGCUGGUCGCUUUCAUCUACAAGUGAAUAAUGUUUCUUAUGUUUGUAAAUCCUAAUCAUGUCAUUUUAUUUUUACAUCAUACGUUCAACAUGGUAUGUAGCAAUAACAACGAGAAUUUGAAAUAGAGGUGGAUUGUCAAAGUAAACUUUGUGGCCACAGUAAAUUUACAGCCAUCUUUCGACACAUGAUUAAAACUUUUAGAACGCCAUUUGACUUUAAUCCUUAUUCUUUCACUGUUAUGUGUUAAUAAUAAUAAUAAUAAUUCAGCCUAUAUACGUCCCACUGGGCACAGGCCUCCUCUCAUGCGAGAGGGCUCGGGCUAUAGUCCCCACGCUAGCCCAAUGCGGAUUGGGGACUUCACAUACACCUUUGAAUUUCUUCGCAGAUGUAUGCAGGUUUCCUCACGAUGUUUUCCUUCACCGAAAAGCUAGUGGUAAAUAUCAAAUGAUAUUUCGUACAUAAGUUCCGAAAAACUCAUUGGUACGAGCCAGGAUUUGAACCCGCGACCUCCGGAUUGAAAGUCGGACGUCAUAUCCACUCGGCCACCACCGCUUAUUAUGUGUUGUUAUGUGUUAAAUUUUUAAAUAUCAAAAAGCGGCGCCAUCUUACCAGGCAUCGGCUGAAGGUAGUGGCGCCAUCGCUCGAAACGAUGCCGCCACACCUUUGGCCUUUGAUCUAUCAUAUCAGUGAAAGAAUAAGGAUCGAAGUCAAAUGGCGUUCUAAAAAUUUUGAUCAUGUGUCGAAAGAUGGCAGUAAAUUUACUGUGGCUACAAAAUUUUCUUUGGCAAUCCACCUCUAUUACAAAUUCUCUUUGGCGAUAGCAUGUACAUUUAUACAAUUGCGCAUUAUAUAUAUUUUUUAUGAUUUAUGAUUUGUCAAUCGUAACGUUUUAUUAUGAGAUUUAAUUUUAUGAUGUAUGAUAUAUUUUAAAUUAUUUUAAAUAUUAGCUAAAUAAAUGAGUAAUAAAUAAACAUAGUAUAAUCGUUGCAGUUUUUCAACGUUUGUAAUACUAUAUAAUUUGUGUUUUUAAUAAAAAUUGUGAUUUUACAUUUUACUAUUUCUAGGAAUUUUAUUUAUUAAAUAAGUACGAUGGCUAUAA
Molecule: messenger RNA, 5853 nt
Organism: Cydia pomonella (codling moth)
Lineage: Eukaryota; Metazoa; Arthropoda; Insecta; Lepidoptera; Tortricidae
Product: organic cation transporter protein-like
Exons: 8
Coding region: 409-2022 (537 amino acids)
Biological process (GO): transmembrane transport
Cellular component (GO): membrane
Molecular function (GO): transmembrane transporter activity
Source: RefSeq, a predicted model, not a curated record